GGCUCUCAUCGAUGCGCUUUGCCUCCGCUUUUGCGAUGCCAGCGCGCACUUAGCGGCGUGGACCGGAGGUUGGAGGUCAUGAGCGGUAUCAUCACCUACAGGUUUGAUUUCAGGAGAUGUUACUGCAGAAGCAACCGGCGUCUCUUGCUAUCAAUAAUUAAUCCGUCCCUGGAGCGGCGGGCAAGGGUGAGAGAGAGCGCAGCUCCGGAGAUCGCCGUUUUGCCAGCAGUCGUCGGCGCAUCAUGUCACUAUCGGAAAGCUCGCCGAGAAGGUCUGAUGAGGAAGACAAAGGAGGAUGAAGGUGGGAAAGGGAGCGGGAGAGGUAGAGGAGGUAUAUAAUGAAGUUGAGUGGGAAAGGACUGUGUGCUAUCGUCUCAAGCAGCCUUCUCUUCGUGUGCGCCUUGGGCGCAGCUGCGGUGGGAUUCAGAUGCAUCUCCCUGGGCUCCGAAGUGAAAGUGCAUUUCCACCUGGGCACGGCGGCCGGAGCUUUUUACUCGGGAAUACUGGUUGGACUCGGGCAGUCGUUUCUGGGGGUCGCCUGGCUCUGCUGCAAAGGCAUGCCAAGAAGGCGGAAUUUCUUCCUCCUGGGUAUCCUGGUGUUCAUCCUGGGAGUGCUCACCGCCUUCUCCGGCGCCGUGGUGGACGGCGACACGGUGUCCCUGGUGGAACGCAAAUAUUCCCACUAUUGCCUGGACUCGCUGGAUCCCAUUUGCGAGCGGUUGAAGGAUUACCAGCGCAGUUUGGUCAUAUCGACAGUCCUGAACACGCUGGAGUGCCUGUUAGGGUUAUUGAACUUGGUGAUCAUCAAGAGGUAUAAAACGGCGCAGUUUUACCGGCGGAGACUCACUCAUCGGCAAAGCGUUGGGGCGAUAGUUUACAGCGAGGAGCAGGACCUGAACUUGUCAGAAUUCCAACCGGUUUCUUAUAUUAAUCUGGGAGUGUUUCCCGUGUAUGAUGAGGCAGGUGGGGAAGUACAAAGCGGAGGCCACCCAUCGAUCGACCUCCCGGGAUAUUCGACCACAGACCCCGAAAUAAAUCACUCUUAUCCGUUUUCGUACCCACUUCCUAACGAGCUGCCGCCUGCGUAUGAAGACGUUUUCCCCGCGCAAGCGAGCAACAAAUAGUCGGUAAAAGUUGGGACGCGGUUCUCUAAGGUGCGCACUGACAAUCACGGAUUGCUGUUAAAAUUCACUUACCUUUAGCCAUCAGUACCGAGGCUACAAAAGUCUUUGCCCCCAUCUUCCCAAAACGGAAAUAUCCUUCUUCCACCAAAACCCACAGAAGGUACACAUUUUAUCUUUCCUAAAUGUAGUCAAAUUGAUUUCAGCAAAUAUAAACAAAAUACGUUAACUAUCUUUAAAGUACACAUCUACUCUACCGGCAUAUAGCCGUUUAAAUGGUAAUAAAUCACUGGACAUUAAAUGCUGCCCAAGUAUAACAGUAAUAAAUGUACGCACGCUUGGUGUAAAAAACUGCAUAUAUCUUAA
Messenger RNA from Brienomyrus brachyistius, 1487 nucleotides. Its product is annotated as transmembrane protein 271-like. The transcript has a single exon. The record is from RefSeq and is a predicted model, not a curated record. NCBI's taxonomy places the organism in Eukaryota, Metazoa, Chordata, Actinopteri, Osteoglossiformes, Mormyridae. Bases 339 to 1124 code for a protein of 261 amino acids.